GUCGUUGCGUUUGUGUGGUGAUUGGGCACGUAGGCACUGUGUCGUUGAUAUGUGCGUCAAGGCGUAUCUAAGGAUUACAAGGGAUUGUUUUCCCUGUAUUAUUUAGGUUUUUAAUCAAGUGGCUCAUUUUCUUUGGAGGAGAGUCGGGCCUGAGGCGCAGCUGGCAAGAUGCCGCCAUCUUCAGGGGAACUAUGGGGCUACAGCUUCAUGCCAGCCAACAGUACAGUGUACUGUCUCUUACCAACUGGCAUACUGGUACCCCUGGAGGCAAGGCGUGACAAGCCUCUGUACAAGCUGAAAGAUGACCUGUGGAAGCUGGCCAAGAACCAGCAGGAGUACCCAUUUGGUCACCUGCUGGGGGAGCCGGGCCAGUACAUCUUCCAGGGCGUGACGCAGGACGGCGUGCGCGAGGACUUCUACGACGAGACACGCCGCCUGUGUGACCUGCGCCUGCACGAGCCGUACCUGCAGGUGCGCGAGCCGCACGGCAACAAGGACGAGAAGAUGUUCAACCAGUACCUCAGUGCGUGCAUCGGCAUACAGGUGCGCGACCUGGACGAGAUGCGCGAGCCGGAAGUGGUCGAGUUCCGGCUGGGCAUGGUGCGGCUCUGCGAGCAGGCCAUCGCGCAACGCGAGCAGAGCGACGAGACGCGCCUGCAGUUCAUGCACCCGCCCGACCUCGACUCGACGCCAGAGUUGGCGCCCAACCUGCUCGACAAGCUCACCAAGAGCAGUAAGACGAACGCCAUCACUCUCGACGUGUUCGUGUCGGGGGUCGACAUCCAGACCACGCCGCUGACCGUCAGCGGCGACCUCUACCCGGAGGGCCUGGUGGAGGAGGUGUGGCGGCGCACCUACAACCAGACGUACCGUAUGACCGACUCUAAGAGCCUGCAGUCGGCGCGCGCACAGCGCGACAAGUACCUGCUCAAGGUCACUGGGAGGGAGCUCUACUUCACCGCCAUGAAACCGCUCUCGCAGUACCGGUACAUCCGGACGUGUAUCGCCAAGGACGAGACGCCGCAUCUGGCGAUGAUGUCGCGGCGCGCCAUCUGCAAGGCCAUCCCCACCAGCAACCACCUGGAGCCCAUGUACGCGCGGCGCGCCGCCGCCCAGGAGGCCACCGCCGCCGUGCGCGAGCCCAUCAACCUCUACAACAUCAGCGACCCCUUCCUCAUGACCGUGUGCGGCGUGCAGUACCUCAACGUGUCGGACGUGGACCGGUUUUACGUGAGCGUGGGCCUGUUUCUGGGCGCCACGGCGCUCUGCGACCUGGAGGAGACGCCGUGCGUCAGCGGCGACCGCGUGCCCCGCUGGAACACCACCAUCACGUUCGAGACGCUCGUGCAGGACCUGCCGCUGUCGUCGCGCCUCUGCAUGGGCGUGGUCGGCGUCUCCAAGCGGAAGAAGAAGGAGGAGCAAUUCACGCUCGGAUGGUGUAACCUGGCGCUGUUUGACUACCGGCGGCAGCUGCUGUCGGGCAAGAAAAAACUCCAGCUGUGGCCCGUGCCCAAGGGCCAGAACGAGAAGCUGUUUCCGCUGGAGGCCGUCGGCCCGAACCCCGUGCAGGACUCGAACGCCGCCUGGCUGGAGGUGGAGCUGCCCACUUACCCGAAGCCGGUGGAGUUCCCCGCCGACGAGUGCGUGCACGAGCUGGGCGCGCUGGCCGACGCGCCCUCGCCGGCCGAACAGAAGAUCACGGUGGAGGUGUCGCAGCGGAUCCGCGAGGUGGCCUGCCGGGACCCGCUCUCCGACAUCACGGUGCAGGACGCCGGCCUGCUCUGGACGUACCGGCGCUACUGCCGCGCCCACAUGCCGCACGCCGUGCCGAAGCUGCUCGACGCCGUCAAGUGGGACUCGCGCAAGGACGUGGCCCAGUUCUACCUGCUGCUGCGGGACUGGCCGUGCGUGGACGUGGAGGUGGCGCUGGAGCUCCUCGGCUGCAAGCACCGGGACCAGAAGGUGCGCGAGUUCGCCGUCCGCUGCCUCAACAAGGUGCUCACCGAUGACAAACUGUCUCAGUACCUGAUCCAGCUGGUGCACACGCUGCGACACGAGAUGCACCUGGACAACGCCCUGACGCGCUUCAUUCUGGAGCGGGCGCUGCGCAACAAGAACAUCGGCCACUUCCUGUUCUGGCACCUCAGGUCGGAGCGGCAGUCGGCCAGCUCCAAUCAGCGGUUUGAUCUGCUGCUGGAGGCUUACUGCCGCGGCCUGGGCCAGGAGCACAUCAAGGCGCUCAACAAGAAGGUCCAGUGCCUGGAGAAGAUCUCCAUUCUGACGCAGAGUCUCAAGGAUCGAAAGGACGAAGCGCCCAAGGAGCGGCAUAAGUACCUGUGCGAGCGGGUCAAGCAGAGCGACUACCUGGAGAGUCUGCAGAACAUUCCGUCUCCGCUGUCGCCUCAGGUGCUGCUCGGCGAGAUCCUGGUGGACGAGUCGCGGAUCAUGGACUCUGCGCGGCGGCCGCUCUGGCUCAUGUGGACGAACCCGGACGAGACGGUGCGCUACAUCGGGGACUCGCUGGAGCGCAACCGCGUCGAGAAGAACGCCAUCAUCUUCAAGAACGGAGACGACCUGCGCCAGGACAUGCUGACGCUGCAGGUGAUCAAGAUCAUGGACCACACCUGGGACCAGGAGGGGCUCGACCUGCGCAUGAUGCCUUACAGCUGCCUGGCCACGGGCAGCAUGAUGGGCAUGAUCGAGGUCGUACGCAAUGCCAAGACGGUGUACCGGAUACAGCGGGAGGCGAGCAAGCUGGCCGCCAUCCAGGUGGACUCGACGCAGCUGCACAAGUGGAUCCGCGACCGCAACCCGGGCCGGCUGUACGACGCCGCCGUCGACACGUUCACGCGCUCGUGCGCCGGCUACUGCGUGGCCACGUUCGUGCUGGGCAUCGGCGACCGCCACCCGGACAACAUCAUGGUCAACCACCAGGGCCAGAUCUUCCACAUCGACUUCGGCCACUUUCUGGGCCACUUCAAGAAGAAGUUCGGCAUCAGCCGCGAGCGCGUGCCGUUCGUGCUGACGGACGACUUCUUGCGUGUGAUCGCGCGCGGCGCCGACAACCCCAAGAAGAGCAAGGCCUUCCAGGAUUUCCAGAAGCUGUGUGGCAAGGCGUACCUGGCGCUCCGCAAGCACAGUCACCUCUUCAUCACGCUCUUUACCAUGAUGCUGUCCACGGGCAUCACCGAGCUACAGUGCGCCGACGACGUCAACUACCUCCGGAAGACGCUGCAGGUGGAGGUGGGCGAGGAGCAGGCGCUCGAGUACUUCCAGAACCAGUUCAGCGAGGCGUACGGCGGCGCGUGGACCACCAAGCUCGACUGGUUCUUCCACUCGGUGAAGCACAUGUAGCGCGUCGGCCGCGUGGACGGUGUGCCUUCCGGCGGCGCCCCGCUCUCCGGCCGGGAGCGUGCCGGCGUGCAUUUAGCAAUACGGCGUACGCGCUCGCGGCGGCGCGGCCGCCCUCGCCGCCGGCGCUAUUUAUUGGUAGCUGCGGCGGAUAGUCAUGGCAGCGUGCGAGUCGGGAGCGAGUGCGCGCGCGAGAGAGAACCCGAGAGAAGAGCGCGCGAGCGAGUCCGAGAGAAGCGCGUUCGACUGUUGGAGCAGGAGCGAGCGCGCGUGGCGGUCGUUUUAGGGCCGCGGUCGGGCGGUCUGCCGCGCGCCGGUCCGUGGGGACGGCGCGCCGGCCGGCUCGCCUUCGGCGGUCGUCUGUUUUACCGUGUA
Molecule: messenger RNA, 3726 nt
Organism: Pollicipes pollicipes
Lineage: Eukaryota; Metazoa; Arthropoda; Thecostraca; Pollicipedomorpha; Pollicipedidae
Product: phosphatidylinositol 4,5-bisphosphate 3-kinase catalytic subunit alpha isoform
Exons: 21
Coding region: 169-3354 (1061 amino acids)
Biological process (GO): phosphatidylinositol 3-kinase/protein kinase B signal transduction; cell migration; phosphatidylinositol-mediated signaling
Cellular component (GO): plasma membrane; cytoplasm; phosphatidylinositol 3-kinase complex
Molecular function (GO): 1-phosphatidylinositol-3-kinase activity; 1-phosphatidylinositol-4-phosphate 3-kinase activity
Source: RefSeq, a predicted model, not a curated record